AGUUAGUGUGCUAAGCUAACCUUUAAUUUACAAAAUACAAAAUACAAAGUUCGUUUAAGAUUUGAUGAUUGAGACUGUUUAGAACAGUCAUUUAUAGGGCAUUCCUCACAUAAAACAAUGGAUAACGAAGUGAAAGAAGAAAUACUGAAGCCUGAAGACUCCAAACCUUCAACAAGUAGUGAGUCAGUUCUAUUUCCAAGUGUUAAUAAAUAUGCCCACAUCAAAAAUAAAUUGGUUAGGAACCAACAAUUUAAAAAAGCUCAAAAAGAAAAGAAAAAAGAGAAAAAAAAACUAAAAAAAGAACGACAACAGAGUGAAGAGGUGAAGCAAGUUCCUCACACAAUAGAAAGUUUGAGAGAAAAAGACGAAACAACUGUUAUUGAACAAGACGAUGUUGAAUUGUAUAAACAUGAUAUAGAUAAUGAUGAAUUUAGUGAUUAUUUUAAAAAGUCCUAUGAACCUAAAGUUCUUAUCACAUAUGCUGAUAAUCCAAUGAGGAAAACCAGGAUUUUCGGAAGGGAACUCACUAGAAUAAUACCUAAUUCUACAUCUUUAUAUCGUAAUAGAUCUGGAAUAAAGAAGAUUGUUCGAAGUGCUACUAAAGAAGGUUUCACAGAUAUUUUGGUAAUUAAUGAAUAUCGAAAAGAACCGGAUGGUCUUUUGGUAAUUCAUUUACCUGAUGGACCUACAGCUCAUUUCCGCCUAAGUAAUGUUAAAAUUACACCUGAAUUGAGGAAAAAUCACAAGGAUAUCACAGCACAUAGACCAGAAGUUAUAUUGCAACAAUUCAGUACUAGAUUAGGAACAACAGUUAGUAGAAUGCUUGGAAGUCUUUUUCAUUAUGAUGCUCAAUUUGUGGGACAGAGGGCUGUGGUUUUCCAUAACCAGAGAGAUUAUAUAUUUUUCAGACACUACAGAUAUGGAUUUGACAAAGAUGGUAAAAAAGCUAGACUGAAAGAAUUGGGACCAAGAUUCACUCUUAAACUAACAUCUUUACAGAAAGGCACUUUUGAUAGUAAGUAUGGCGAAUAUGAAUGGAUAAUCCAAGGAAAACGACACUCCAUGGAAACGAGCAGAAGAAAAUUCUUUUUGUAAAUCAAUUCAACAAUGUUGGAUGUUCAUACAUAUAUUUUAUCGAAGUUGCCAAGUUCUUAUAAAAGUAAUUUCUAGUU
This is a messenger RNA of Coccinella septempunctata (seven-spotted ladybird), 1172 nucleotides long. Its product is annotated as probable ribosome production factor 1. NCBI's taxonomy places the organism in Eukaryota, Metazoa, Arthropoda, Insecta, Coleoptera, Coccinellidae. The transcript has 4 exons. Gene Ontology annotation, molecular function: rRNA primary transcript binding. Gene Ontology annotation, biological process: maturation of 5.8S rRNA; maturation of LSU-rRNA. Gene Ontology annotation, cellular component: preribosome, large subunit precursor; nucleolus. The coding region runs from base 118 to 1095 and encodes 325 amino acids. The record is from RefSeq and is a predicted model, not a curated record.